UGCUAACACUGCAUAAAAGUGUUAAAACUAACGCUGGUUGGUGUUAAAUUUAACUACAAGAAGAGUCAAAUUUACAUUAACUUAGUGUGAAGGUACCAACACUAGAAAAAGGGUUAAAUUAAGACUCAUACAGACACUUUACACGUGUUAAGAUCAGCUCGUACCUUUCAUCAUCUGAUCAGACGUUUAAGACCAGAACCCUCAGAACUUUCAUCAUCUGAUCAGACGUUUAAGACCAGAACCCUCAGAACUUUCAUCAUCUGAUCAGACGUUUAAGACCAGAACCCUCAGAACUUUCAUCAUCUGAUCAGACGUUUAAGACCAGAACCUUCAGAACAGAACUUAAAGAGUCAUGAAGGACUCAGUGAUGAGCAGCUCCUCCUCCUUUAACCACGACCUCGACCCGGUUACAACCUGCUUCCUGCUCUAAAUGUUUGGUCUCUGGCUCCAUCUGAAGUUCUACUAGAACCUUGUUCAGAUCCAACAGGUUCUUUUUGUGAGUGCAGCUAGAACAGGUGGAGAACAGGUGGAGAACAGGUGGAGAACAGGUGGAGAACAGGAGGUGGUGUCAGUGGUGAAUGAUGGAGACGAACAGGUUUCUCCUCACGUCUUUAACUUUAUAAACUCAUGUGAACGUCCAGGAGCAGAACCCGGUUUAGAACCUGCUCCUCUUAAAGGUUGAUUCUAAGGAGCAGGAGGAGGAGGAGCCCGGUCCUCCCCUUGUCCUCCGGAGGGGGGCGCUGUGGGGCUGCCGAGGAGCCGCUGAGCCAGCAGGGAGUCCGGGGGAGAGGAGGAGGGGGAGGAGGGGGAGAGGGGGAGGAGUAACCGGACACCGACUCACGGAGCGGCUGCUGUCCGGUCAGAGAGCAGGGAGCCCGGCAGCAGCAGCGGCAGCAGCGGGACGCAGAGCAGCUUCACACCGGACAACAGCAGCCUCGGAGCGGCGGAGCUGAAGCGGAGGCUCCGCUCCUCUCUGCCGGACCCACAGCGGCUUCCAGCGGCUUCACCUCCUCCUCCUCCGGCCCCAAACACCGGAGCCCCGCCCGUCCCGCCGGGGCGGCCUGUCAGCAUGAAGAAGAACAGCACCGGGAAACGGGGUCUGGUGGACUCGGCGCCCCAGAACGUCCCCCCUGAUAAGGUGGGCUGGAUCAGGAAGUUCUGUGGGAGAGGAAUCUUCAGGGAGAUCUGGAAGAACCGCUUCGUGGUUCUGAGAGGAGACCAGCUGUUCAUCUGCGAGAAGGAGGUGAAGGAGCUCGGUCGGGCUGAUGAGGUGCUGGACCUGUCGGACUACGAGCGCUGUGAGGAGAUCAGGAAGAACAAGAGUCGUAGCAAGAAGAACCACAGCAAGUUUAGAUUGCAGCGCUGCAGCUCACCUGGGAACACGGUUCCUAACCUGGUCUUCCUCGCCGUCAGUCCGGAGGAGAAGGAGUCCUGGAUCAACGUCCUCAGCGCCGCCAUCACCAGGGCCAAGAACCGGAUCCUGGACGAGGUCAUCGUUCAGGACUCUCACCUGUCUCACCUGACACGAGACCGAGUCAAGAUCCCUCAUAACCGCCGCCUCCCAACCAGAGGCCACCUCCUGGCAGUGGCCUCCACCUCCUCCUCAGAUGGGACUCUGAUUCUAGACCUGGUCCAUGAGGAGGAGCAGAGUCCUCCUCAUGGAGCUGACGCCUUCAUGGUCGACUCGGACAAACCGGCGUCGCUCCUCGGUCCGGAAGGUCCCAGGUCCCAGACCCGCCCCCCCGAGGCUUCUGGGAAAUCGCACAGUCUUCCCCGGGAGGUGGUGGUGGUGUGGGAGCAGCCGGGUCCGGGACAGACGUCCCAGCUCAGCGCCUCCAUGGACCAGAUCCUGACACACUCAGAGACUAAAGACGCCAAGAACAAGACGCCUCCGGUCUCCAGCCCCACCUCCUCCUCCUCCUCCUCCUCCACCACAGCCGCCCCCCUCGGCCGGGUCCAGGACCUCGGCCGGGUCCAGGACCUCAUCGUCCAGAAGCUGGAGAAGACGGAGAGGCUGCUGAAGGAGGUCCGGGCCGAGGCCGGGAAGGAGUCGGGGGAAGGAGCUCGGGCCGAAGCCGAGAGACUCCUGAAGGAGGCGGCGGUGGCCUGGAACCAGGCCCACCAGGUCCUGGAGGAGGUGAAGGAGCUGAGGGCGUUGUACCGACAACUGGACUCCAAUAAAGACUGAUCCAGACUGGGUCCAGGUAGACCAGAUCUGGAUGGACCACUUCUGCUCAGGGUCCAGGUCCAAGACCCUCCAGGAAUCUGACCCUAAAGAACCUCCUCCUCCUCCUCCUCCUCCUCCUCCUCCUUCUCCUCCUCCUCCUCCUCCUCCUCCUCCUCCUCCUUUCUUUCAUGGGGACGUCUGUGGUCUGAGGUAGUCCAGUAUCUGGUCUACGAUCCUGUAACUGAGAACCAGUUCCUGACCCUUUAGAGCAGGAACUGGUUGGUUUAAACCUCCUAGAAAUGGACCCUGGUCCUGGUCCUGGUCCUGGUCCUGGUCCUGGUCCUGGAGCUCAGGUAGCCGCCCCUCAGAUUAAUGUGAAUGUCGUCAUGUGAUCGAACAUGUGCCAAGAAGAAGGUUUAGAUCCAGAUCUUGGUGUCACUUUGGAUCCUGUAGGUUCCUAGUUUCUGUGUGUAGAGGAUCGUUUAGGUACUGGACCGAACACGGUACGAUUCAGGUCCAGGGUCCAGACCCAGGACCACGUUGCUGGAACCUUUUCUUCUGAGUUUACUUCAGUUUCUUCAUUAAAACAAAGGUCAAAUAUUUCAAAUUUCAUCCAGUUAGCACAGCGGCUAGCAGCUAGCGGCUAGCCGCUGCUGUUUGGAUUCCAGUUGCCGAGCUAACGGAUGCUAUGCACAACAACCACCAGCAACUUGAACUUUCCCCGUGGGCCAGAAUGUGAAUGUGGAGACACGGUGGAGGCGUUUCUCUCCAGUCUCAGGGCUAAACGAGUUUUAAUGAUUUGAGUUAAACGGUCAGGACCUGCUGCAAGACGCCGCCUCCUCAGCCAAUCAGACGACAGUGUUUCUCGUUGCCAGGCGAAAUAGCAGCGUCAUUGCGUCCACAGAUACACACUUAUUUUAUAAAGGAAAUGUAUUAGUUCAACUCUUUACAGGCACCUCAUGCGUUAAAUCCAGAUGAAUGAGUGUCUCAUAUCUGGUUCCUGGUCUCAUAUCUGGUUCCUGGUCUCAUAUCUGGUUCCUGGUCCUUAAACUAAUGUAAACAUGUAUUUGUCACAUUAGAAACAUCAGGACACU
Molecule: messenger RNA, 3261 nt
Organism: Mugil cephalus (flathead mullet)
Lineage: Eukaryota; Metazoa; Chordata; Actinopteri; Mugiliformes; Mugilidae
Gene: plekho1b
Product: pleckstrin homology domain containing, family O member 1b
Exons: 6
Coding region: 1070-2188 (372 amino acids)
Biological process (GO): regulation of myoblast fusion
Cellular component (GO): ruffle membrane; muscle cell projection membrane
Source: RefSeq, a predicted model, not a curated record